Juglans microcarpa x Juglans regia is the source of this 1713-nucleotide messenger RNA. RefSeq names its product UPF0481 protein At3g47200-like. The record is from RefSeq and is a predicted model, not a curated record. NCBI's taxonomy places the organism in Eukaryota, Viridiplantae, Streptophyta, Magnoliopsida, Fagales, Juglandaceae. The coding region runs from base 256 to 1653 and encodes 465 amino acids. The transcript has 2 exons.
GUGAAAUCAGCGAUGAUCUCUUUUCUUGAUGGUUGACUCCAAUCUAACAGUAGGACUUUUAUGAAAAAAAGAAUAGAAAAGAAAGAAACAGAGAGGAGCUUCAUUGUCUCCGUUUGAUCAGAUGCAGCUUGCCUCAUCGAUCGGUUCAUUUAUCUGUCCGACAGUUUGAGAAAUUAGAGACAGACGGCGGCGACCAAAAGCGAAAGCGUAUGCAGUUUGGGCCGGGAGGAAGCCAAUUAAGAAGCUAACUGUGAGAUGAUUAAAUCAAUAAGUGAUCAUCAAGAAAUUCAACCAAAAGUGGCAAGUACUGCUUCAGUACUCACAAAUGGAAAUCAAAAUGCUAAAAUCUAUCGAAGGGAGGAAGCAAACACUCAUAGUAGUGGAAAUGGAAAUCAGCAUAGAGAGUUGGUAAAUAGUAUCAAAGAAAUGGUUGAAAGCUUGGAGCCUCCCUCGAUAUCGCACAAGUCAUGUUGUAUUUACAGGAUUCCAACCUGUGUUCGCAAAAUGAAUGAGGAAGCCUAUACUCCUGAGGUUAUAUCGAUAGGCCCUUUCCACCAUGGCAGCAAAAUAUUAGAACCCAUGGAAAAGUUGAAACUGAAAUAUUUUCAGAGAUUCCUGCAGCGGAUUGACUUCAACGUGGAGAUUUUAGUAAAAGCCAUAAAGCUGCAUGAAGAAAGUGUACGUGGUUGUUAUGCAGAAAGCAUCAAGCUUAGCAGUGACGAUUUCGUUAAACUAAUUUUGGUGGAUGGUUGCUUUCUUAUUGAGUUUUUCUAUGGAUUAUGCUUCCAAGGAUCACAAAGUGCUAUUCUUGAGGACCAUAUACUGUUAAACCCAAUAUCAUGGCAGGCAAUGAUGUUGGACUUGCAGUUACUUGAGAAUCAACUUCCUCUCUUUGUUCUUGAGAUAUUAUUCAGCCUUGCAUGUGCACCGGAUGAUGAGUAUCCUUCCUUCACUUCACUUGCCAUUGAUUUGUUUGAGAGAUUUCACGCUCAUAAAUUGCCUCAAAAUCUUGAAGCGGAUGCAAGACAUUUUGCUGAUUUAGCCAGAGCAUUUUUUCUUCCAUCAUCCAGAAAGCUGUUGCGACAAAGAAAUCUUGCUGGUGCUGAUCAUUUAUAUACUGCAAGCCAGUUGUACCAGGCUGGAGUAAAGUUUAAGGUGGGCUCAAGCAAAUGCUUACUUGACCUGAAAUUCACCAACGGAACGUUGGAAAUUCCAUGCAUAAAAUUGUAUAAUCAGACGGAGACUAGUUAUCGAAACGUCAUAGCAUUUGAGCAAUGCCAUUAUCCAUAUGAUUCACAUUUUACAGACUACAUUGUGCUAUUGAGUUUCCUAAUCAACACUUCCAAAGACGUGGAUUUACUUAUUAGAAAAGGAAUCAUCAUUAAUGGGCUUGGCAGCAGCAAUGCAGUGGCAUCUUUUCUCAAUAAUCUUGGCACCAAUGUUGUAUAUAAUGGCAGGAACUCUGCUUAUUGUGAUUUUUUUGAAGAUUUGAAUGCAUUCUAUGAGAACCCGAAGCAUACUUGGAAGGCUACUUUGAAACGCGAUUAUUUUAGCACUCCUUGGAGAAUAGCUUCUACUGCAGCUGCUGGUAUCUUACUGCUGCUCACUCUCGUACAAACUAUAUGCUCCAUCAUCCAAGUUGUGAAGAUGUGAAAAAGUUUUGUGAAUGAAAUUCUGGUAAGACAUAACAUUUUAUUUUACUCCUCAUGUUCA